Messenger RNA from Stereum hirsutum FP-91666 SS1, 1041 nucleotides. RefSeq names its product Ribokinase-like protein. The record is from RefSeq and is a predicted model, not a curated record. Gene Ontology annotation, cellular component: nucleus; cytosol. The transcript is spliced from 6 exons. NCBI's taxonomy places the organism in Eukaryota, Fungi, Basidiomycota, Agaricomycetes, Russulales, Stereaceae. Gene Ontology annotation, biological process: purine ribonucleoside salvage. Bases 1 to 1041 code for a protein of 346 amino acids. Gene Ontology annotation, molecular function: adenosine kinase activity.
AUGGCUGGUACUACAUACCCUUUGUUCUGCAUGGGCAAUCCCCUGCUUGAUAUGCAGGUCACCAACGGUGAGAAGUUGCUUGAGAAGUAUGAUUUGAAGGCAAACGAUGCUAUUCUUGCGGAAGAAAAGCACGCACCUCUGUAUGAGGAGAUUGUGAAAGAUUAUCAGAUCACCUACGUUGCUGGUGGUGCUGCCCAGAAUGCUGCUCGGGGAGCUGCAUACGUUCUGCCUCCCAACUCCGUCGUAUACACCGGAUGUGUCGGUGACGAUGAGCUUGCUGAGCAAUUGAAGGUAGCCAACAAACGUGAAGGCCUUCAAGACGCAUACCUCGUCAAGAAAGGCGAGAAGACUGGUGCCUGCGCCGUCAUUAUCACAGGACAUCACCGAUCCCUUGUCACCACUCUUCGUGUCGCAGAGAAGUACGACCAGUCGUACCUCUCGUCGCCAGAGAUUGCGCCUCUGAUUGAAGGGGCGAAGGUCUUUUACGUGGAAGGGUACUUCCUCACACACGGGACUGCUAUUGCCGUCGAGCUCGCGAAGAAGGCAUCGGAAGCUGGCAAGAUCUUCGUUAUCAACAUCUCCGCUCCCUUCAUCGCCCAAUUCUUCAAAGUCCAACUCGAACAAAUCCUCUCUCACUGUGACGUCGUCAUCUGCAACGAAUCCGAAGCGGCUGCCUGGGCCGCUGCAUCCGGCCUCCCAGAUCAGACCGAUAUCCCUGCCAUCGCCAAAUCCCUCGCCACCCUCCCCAAAUCCAACCCCUCCCGUCCCCGAACUGUCGUCAUCACUCAAGGUCCUCUGUCCACUGUCGCAGUCACGUCGAAUGAGCCUGAUGCCCCGAAGGUCUAUGAAGUGCACCCGUUGAAGGACAGUGAGAUUGUCGACACCAAUGGCGCAGGCGAUGCGUUUGCCGGUGGCUUCCUGGGGGGGUUGGUCCUCGGCAAGCCUCUGGACGAGUGUGUCAUCGCGGGUCACAAGAUGGGUGCAAUGAACGUCCAACAGGUCGGUCCCACAUACAAAUGGCCCAAGGUCUCCAUCCUGUAA